Messenger RNA from Penicillium oxalicum, 480 nucleotides. RefSeq lists its product as uncharacterized. NCBI's taxonomy places the organism in Eukaryota, Fungi, Ascomycota, Eurotiomycetes, Eurotiales, Aspergillaceae. The transcript is spliced from 2 exons. The record is from RefSeq and is a predicted model, not a curated record. The coding region runs from base 1 to 480 and encodes 159 amino acids.
AUGGAUGUCAACAUGACGUGCAUAUUAGAAUAUUCGAUGGACCCAGGAGUCAAGACCACCGCAAUGUUCGAAACGAGUCUAGACGCGAAGGCCUUGGCACCGGAUAGCUUCCGCAGCCUCGACCCGUAUUUCCGAGUCAAUGGGGUCAAACCCUUUCGAGGUCCGGAAACUGCGUGGAGUGUGUCCGCUGUCCACAAUUUUAAGGAGAUCCGAUGCAACGUGCUUGCGACUCAGACCGUGCCACGAAACUGGGGUACGAUCUUCGAAGUAGUGACUCUUGUGGAUGGAACCACGCGCAGCAAGGCGGGGAGAGCCUCCACUGGACGACUGGCUCGAAUGGAUCAUUGGAGGGCGUUGGAGAAGGAGAGAAGCUUUCCCAUGACUCCGGUUGAAUCCCAGUGGGCGAUCCCGUCGCAUCAUCAGGGUCGGCACGGGGUCGCAUCUGGUGCGUCGUCGCGUGCAGGCUGGGCGAAGGAUUGA